AUGGAUCCGGGCGGCGGGGGCGGGAUGCUCCUGGAGGACUUCGGGCAGCGCGUGGACCUCACGCGCCGCAUCCGCGAGGUGCUAGCCAACUACCCGGAGGGCACCACCGCGCUGCGGGAGCUCAUCCAGAACGCCGACGACGCUGGCGCAGGGCGCGUCCGCCUCUGCCUCGAUCGCCGAUCGCACGGGAGGGCGUCGCUGCUGGCCCCCGCGCUCGCGCAGUGGCAGGGCCCCGCGCUGCUUGCUUACAACGACGCGGUGUUCACCGACGAGGACUUCGCCAGCAUCUCCCGCAUUGGAGACAGCAAGAAGGUCGCCCAGACGUGGAAGACUGGCCGCUUCGGGGUUGGUUUUAACUCAGUUUACCACUUGACUGACUUGCCGUCGUUCGUGAGUGGCAAGUAUGUUGUCCUAUUCGACCCCCAGGGUGCUUAUCUUCCAAAUGUGUCGGCAGCAAAUCCUGGAAAGCGCAUCGACUAUGUCAGUUCGUCAGCAAUUACAAUGUACCAUGAUCAGCUUUCACCCUACUGUGCGUUUGGCUGCGACAUGAAAGCAUCAUUUCUGGGAACUCUGUUUCGUUUUCCUUUGAGGAGUUCUGAGCAAGCAUCUUCAAGUCGGUUAUCAAGACAGUCAUACACAGAAGAUGAUAUUUUAUCUCUUUUUGCCCAACUGUACCAAGAAGCUGUAUAUAAUUUGCUGUUCCUUAAAAAUGUUCUAUCACUUGAGAUGUAUGUGUGGGAAUCUGGUAUGGCUGAGCCAAAAAUAAUAUACUCUUGUUACUUAGAGCCACAGAGUGAAAAGCUGUCCUGGCAUCGCCAAGCCCUUGUCAGGUUCUCUGGCACUCCUGUUGAAUCUUCUAAGCAGAAGUUGGACUCUUUCUCGAUGGAUUUCAUAUCAGAAGCAUUCUCGGGCAACAAGAUUGAGAAAAAGAGCUCUACCUAUUUUAUCGUUCAGGGAAUGGCAUCUGCAUCAAGUAAAAUUGGUAUUUUUGCAACUGCAGCUGCCAAGGAAUAUGAUCUUCACUUACUGCCUUGGGCUUCUGUUGCUGCUUGCAUCUCCAACACAGGGCUUGAGGAUACUGUUCUCAGACAGGGUCGUGCUUUCUGUUUUCUUCCUUUGCCAGUAAGGACAGGACUAUCUGUGCAUGUCAAUGGUUAUUUUGAAGUUUCAUCCAACCGACGUGACAUUUGGUAUGGUGCUGACAUGGACAGGGGUGGUAAGCUUCGCUCUGAUUGGAACAGGCUACUGUUGGAAGAUGUUGUCGCCCCGUUGUUCAGAGAACUGCUGAUGAAGUUGCGGAUGCUUUCUGACUCCACGAUAUCAUAUUAUUCACUGUGGCCAACUGGUUUAUAUGAGGAGCCCUGGAGUAUCCUUGUGGAGCAAAUUUACAAGGUUAUUUACACCUCGCCAGUCUUGCAUUCAGAGAUUGAAGGCGGGACCUGGAUAUCACCAGCUGAUGCUUUGCUUCAUGAUGAGGGAUUCUCAGGAAGCAAUAAUCUUAAUGAUGCCCUCGUGUUGGUAGGCAUGCCAAUUGUCCGCGUAUCUAAUGCAAUAGGUGAUAUGUUUUCAAAAUUUUAUAUGCAGUCUAUGCUCAAAAUAGUAAGUCCUGCUAUAGUGAGGCAUUUCCUCAACAAUUAUGCUAAACUUGCUACACUAGGAAAGUCUCAUAAGUUGAUAUUAUUGGAAUAUUGUCUUACUGAUGUUGACAGUACUGAUAUUGGUAAAUGCAUGAAUGGCCUUCCACUGAUUCCACUAGCAAAUAUGCAGUAUGGGACUUUUUCUGCUAGUUCGCAAGAGGGCUAUUAUUAUGCCUGUGAUAACAUCGAAUAUGAGCUUCUAGCUGAAGUUGGUGAUAGAAUAGUUGACAGAAGCAUCCCUCCUGUACUACUAGACAAGCUGUAUCAGAUAGCCAGUGAUUCCCAGGCCAACAUUAGGCUCAUUGAUGGCCCGAUCUUCUGCCAGCUCUUACCCAGGUUAUUUCCUCCUGGAUGGAAGCUUAAAGAUCAAGUUCCCUGGAAUCCAGGAUUGGGUGGGUCAUCUCCUACAGCAGCCUGGUUUAAACUUUUUUGGCAGUAUAUAGGGGGACGCUUGUAUGACCUUCAUUUGUUUAGUGAUUGGCCUAUACUGCCAUCUACUUCUGGCCACCUUCACAGGGCACGUACAAGCUCAAAAUUAAUCAAAACAGAAUCAUUGUCUAGUUUGAUGAAUGAACUCCUGGCAAAGUUUGGUUGCAAGAUACUGGAUGCUGAAUAUUUGAGUGACCACAAGCAAUUGUCAUUUUAUGUGUAUGAUGGUGACGCAACUGGAGUUCUUCAGUCAAUCUUUGGGGUUGUCUCAUUGGAAGGUGUUGACUUGCAAUCUCUGUUUCAACGCAUUACCCCUGGAGAAAACAAUGAACUGUACCAGUUUCUUCUGGAUCCAAAAUGGUAUUUAGGAGCCCGCCUUUCUGACAUAAGUAUAAAUCAAUGCAAAAAGCUUCCAAUCUUCAGGGUAUUUGAUGGAGGUUCUCCCAGUACUUAUUUUUUCUCGGAUUUGUCCAGUUCAAGAAAGUAUCUGCCACCUCUUGGUGUUCCUGACCACUUACUCAAUGCUGACUUUAUUUUCUCUAUUUGCCCAAGCGAUGAAGAUAUCAUAAUGAGAUAUUAUGGCGUUGAACGCAUGCCAAAAUCAAACUUCUACCAGAGGUAUGUUCUGAAUAGAUUGGACAAGCUGCAAACGGAGUUGCGCGAUUCAGUUCUAUUAACAAUCUUACAAGAUCUGCCUCAGCUGUCCUUGGAGGAUCCAAUGUUCAAGGAAACCUUGAAAAUCCUUAGAUUUGUUCCCACUAUCAAUGGAACUUUGAAAAGCCCACAAUCUCUUUAUGAUCCCCGGGUGGAAGAACUCUAUGUUCUUCUCCAGGAAUCAGAUUGCUUUCCCCAUGGUUUAUUUCAAAAUCCAGAUGUUCUUGAUAUGCUGCUUUGCUUGGGGCUUAGAACUUCAGUUUCUACUGAUACCAUAUUACAAAGUGCUCGGCAGAUUGAUUCACUUGUGAACAUAGAUCAGCAGAAGGCUCAUUCAAGGGGUAAGGUCCUUCUUUCAUAUAUUGAAGUUCAUGCUCACAAAUGGUAUGUGAAUAAGCUAUCUGAUGGUCGGAAGAAGGUGAACAUGCUAGCUAAAGUUACCACUGCGCUCAGGCCUCGUGACAAAUCUUGGGAAUUUGAUCUUGAAAAGUUCUGGAGUGAUCUGAGACUGAUUUGCUGGUGUCCUGUGUUGGCUACUGCACCAAGUCCAGCUUUGCCAUGGCCUUCAGUAUCAUCAAUGAUAGCUCCACCUAAGCAAGUAAGGAUGCAGGAAGAUAUGUGGAUUGUUUCUGCUAGCUCACGUAUUCUUGAUGGUGAAUGCACUUCCUCAGCCUUGUCGUACAGCUUAGGUUGGUUGUCGCCUCCAUCAGGGAGCGUGAUUGCAGCUCAACUGCUUGAAUUGGGCAAGAACAAUGAAAUUGUGACUGACCAAGUCUUUCGGCAAGAAUUAGCUUUGGUGAUGCCUAAGAUUUAUUCUUUGCUGACAAACUUGAUUGGUUCUGAUGAAAUGGAUAUUGUGAAAGUGGUUCUAGAAGGAUGCAGAUGGAUUUGGGUGGGUGAUGGAUUUGCGAAAACAGACGAAGUUGUUUUAAGUGGUCACCUUCAUCUAGCACCAUACAUUCGUGUUGUUCCAAUUGACUUAGCAGUGUUCAAAGACUUGUUCUUGGAGCUCGGCAUAAAGGAGCACCUGUACCCUGUUGAUUAUGCUAGUAUUCUCAGCAGAAUGGCCAUAAGGAAAGCUUCAGCUUCACUUGAAGCUGAAGAAUUAAGAACAGCUAUCUUGGUUGUGCAGCAUUUAUCUGAGUUCUGGUUUCAGGAUCAGCAAACACAAAUAUAUUUACCCGAUUCUUCAUCUAGGCUCUGUCUAUCUUCUGAACUUGUAUUCAAUGAUGCUCCUUGGUUACGUGAUUUUGGUCAUGACAUCAGUGGGAGCGCAUCAAGCAUUGCUUUAAGCUCGAAAAAGUAUGUUCACAAUUUUGUUCAUGGUAACAUUUCUAAUGAUGUGGCUGAAAGGCUUGGUGUCCGCUCUCUUCGUCGUCUCUUGCUUGCUGAGAGUUCUGAUUCGAUGAAUUUGAGUUUGUCAGGAGUUGCUGAAGCGUUUGGACAGCAUGAAGACUUGACUACACGACUCAAGCAUAUUGUUGAGAUGUAUGCAGAUGGCCCUGGAAUUCUCUUUGAGUUGGUACAGAACGCAGAAGAUGCUAAGGCUUCUGAGGUUGUGUUUUUGCUGGAUAAGACUCAGUAUGGAACUUCAUCCAUUCUUUCACCUGAAAUGGCUGAAUGGCAAGGACCUGCUCUCUACUGCUUUAAUGAUUCAGUUUUUAGUCCACAGGACCUUUAUGCCAUCUCACGAAUAGGUCAAGACAGCAAACUUGAGAAACCUUUUGCAAUUGGAAGGUUUGGUCUUGGCUUCAAUUGUGUGUAUCACUUCACAGAUAUUCCUGGAUUUGUUUCCGGUGAGAACAUUGUCAUGUUUGAUCCACAUGCCUGUUAUUUGCCAGGAAUAUCUCCGUCUCAUCCUGGUUUAAGGAUACAGUUUGUAGGAAGAAGGAUCUUAGAUCAGUUUCCUGAUCAGUUCACCCCAUUCUUACAUUUUGGUUGCAAUUUGCAACAGCCAUUUCCAGGUACACUCUUCCGGUUUCCCCUUAGGAAUGCGGCAGCUGCUUCGAGAAGUCAAAUAAAACGAGAACAGUAUGCACCACAAGAUGUGGAAAUGCUUUUCUCUUCAUUCUCUGAAGUUGUAUCUGAGGCUCUACUUUUUCUCCGCAAUGUUAAAAAGGUAACUCUAUAUGUCAAGGAGAACAACAGUCAGGAGAUGCGACUUGUUCAUCGUGUGUCCAGGAAUAAUAGCUCUCAGAUGGGUAAAGAACCUCAUGCACUUGGCGCAAUGCUUGCAUUUAUACAUGGAAACCAACCAUCAGGAAUGGAUAGAAAUCAAUUUUUCAGUAAGUUGAAUAAGACUAAAGACAGUGACUUGCCCUGGAGUUGUCAGAAGGUUACUAUUCUUGAGCAAAACCCUUCUUCACACUUGUUGCACUCAUGGAUGUUAGCUGAAUGUAUAGGUGGGGGUCAUGCUAGAAAGUUGUCAACUGCCUCUGGUAGUAAAUCUCACUUCUUUGUUCCAUGGGCAUCUGUUGCUGCAUAUCUGCAUUCAGUGAGUGUCGAUGAUACAAAAGAACUAUCUGCUGAAGCUGAAGUCAACCAUGAUAACUCAGUUUUCACAAAUCCAGAUCUUGGAUCUUCUAAGGUCAGGAAAAAAAUUGAGGGUCGGGCCUUUUGCUUUCUUCCUCUACCAAUCAAUACUAGCAUGCCAGUGCAUGUAAAUGCUUAUUUUGAACUCUCUUCAAAUCGAAGGGAUAUCUGGAUCGGAAAUGACAUGGCUGGGGGAGGAAGAGUACGAUCAGAGUGGAAUUUAGCGUUGCUUGAAGAUGUCGUUGCUCCUGCUUAUGGGCACCUGCUUGCAGCUGUUGCUGAAGAGCUUGGUCCCUCUGACCUGUUUCUGUCAUUUUGGCCUAGUGCUACAGGUGUUGAACCAUGGUCUUCCAUGGUGAGGAAACUCUAUGUAUCUAUUGCAGAACUUGGAAUUCACGUUCUAUAUACAAAAGCUCGAGGUGGUCACUGGCUGUCAUCAAGGCAGGCUAUUUUUCCAGAUUUCAGUUUCUCAAAGGCAAUGGAGCUGGCAGAACUUCUCUCUCAAGCUGGUUUGCCUGUGGUAUCUGUAACCAAGCCAAUAAUUGACAAUUUCAUUAAUGCAUAUCCAUCAGUUCAUCUACUAAAUCCUCAUUUGCUGAGGAAUUUGUUGAUCCGACGGAAGCGUGGCUUCAGAAGCAGAGAAGAGGCUAUACUUGUUCUUGAGUAUUGCUUGAGUGAUAUGGGAGAUCCUUCCUUUUGUGAUAAAUUGCAAGGUUUGGCUCUUCUUCCUGUGGCAAAUGGAUCAUUCACAACAUUCAACAAACGAGGGGAGGGUGAGAGAGUAUUCCUUACUUCACAAAUAGAAUUUGAACUUCUUAAGGAUUCCAUACCACAUCUUGUUAUUGACAAUUCUUUACCAGAAGGUGUUUCGAAGAAGUUGUAUGACAUAGCUUAUUCUGCACGCAUGAACAUAUAUAUAUUCACAAGUAAUCUUCUCAUUGAGCUGUUGCCUAGGAUCUUGCCACCUGAAUGGCAACAUGCUAAGCAGUUGUCUUGGUUUCCUGAGCAGCAAGGCCAGCCAAGUAUGGAAUGGAUGGUAUCACUCUGGAAUUUUUUGAGGCAUUCCUGUGACGAUAUUUCAGUUUUCGCAAAGUGGCCUAUACUACCUCUUGUAGAUGGCAAGGUCGUGCAACUUGGGAAUGCUGCAAAUGUAAUAAGAGAUGAUGGAUGGAGCGAAAAUAUGCAUUCCUUGCUUCAAAAACUGGGAUGUUUAUUUCUGCGAUCUGAUUUGCAGAUAGAACAUCCUCAGUUAGCGAAUUUUGUUCAGGAAUCCACUGCUGCUGGUGUUUUGAAUGCUGUGCAGUCAGCUUCUAAUCUCCAGGAUAUCAAGGAAUUGUUUAUGAGCACUUCAUUGGCAGAAGCACAUGAACUCCGAAGUUUCAUUUUCCAGUCAAAGUGGUUUUCCGGAAAUCAGAUCACCUCCUCCCAUAUGAAUACAAUCAGGAACCUCCCAAUAUUUGAAUCUUAUAAAUCUAGGGAACUUGUUAACUUGACAAAUCCUAGAAAAUGGCUUAAACCAGAAGGGGUGCAUGAGGAUUUAUUGAAUGCAAGCUUUAUAAGAACUGAAUCUGUGAAGGAGAGGUCAAUUUUGGUAUCAUACUUUGAUAUCAAGGAACCUCAAAAGGUUGAAUUUUACAAGGACCAUGUCCUUCCUCGAAUGUCAGAGUUUCUUUUGCAGCCAGCUAUUAUUUCAGCAGUUAUUCGUGAUGUGAAACUGUUGAUAGAUAAUGAUGAUUCAGCAAGAGCUGCAUUAUGUGAGACCCCUUUUGUCUUGUCAGCCAAUGGAGCGUGGGUCCAGCCCUCCAGGCUUUAUGAUCCUCGUGUGCCUGAGUUACUGAAGUUGCUGCACCAAGAAACCUUCUUUCCUUCAGAAAAGUUCAUGAUGACUGAAGUAAUUGAAUUAUUGGGUAGUUUUGGAUUGAAAAGAAAUUUCGGUUUUAGUACUUUGCUUGACAUGGCAAGGUCAGUUUCACUGGUGCACAAUUCAGGACAAGAUGAUGCAUUUGCUUAUGGGCAAAAGCUACUUACCUAUCUAAACAUUCUUGAGUCCAAAACUUCAUACAUGGAGGGCAGAGAAACUUCUCUUAAGGAUGGGAAUCCGGAAGCAUCUGAAAUUAGUGAAAAUUUGGAACCUGAAAAUCAUGGAGAUGUGUGUGAUCCAAGUGACCAAACUAGUGUAUCUUUGUUCUCGAAUUUUGAUUAUGAUAUGCCAGAAGAUUUAUUUUGGUCAGAGCUGAAAAAUAUUUCUUGGUGUCCAGUCCAUGUUGCACCAUUGCUCAAAGGACUUCCAUGGUUCAUAUCUGAAGAUAUCAUAGCACCACCUGUCAUCACAAGGCCGAAAUCGCAGAUGUGGCUUGUUUCAUCAAAAAUGCGAAUUCUUAGUGCAGAUUCCUGUUCCAUGUAUGUGCAAAGAAAACUAGGCUGGUGUGACCCACCAAAUGUGAGCACAUUGUCUUCUCAGUUAGUCGAGCUCUCCAAGUCUUAUGAUGAACUCAAAAUGUUUUCUGCAGACACAGACAUUGAUGCUAUUCUGCAAAAGGAGGUUCAAGUAAUCUACUCAAAAUUGCAAGAUAUUAUUGGCACUACCAGUGGCAACGCUCUAAAAGAGUAUCUGGAUGGAUUUCAAUGGGUUUAUAUAGGGGAUAGGUUCGUGGCACCACAGGCACUUGCUUUUGACUCGCCUGUAAAAUAUCAUCCCUAUCUUUACACAGUUCCAUCCGAACUGUCAGAGUUUAAAAAGUUACUCUCAGAGUUGGGUGUGAGGCAGACAUUUGAUGCAAUGGAUUAUCUGAAUGUGCUCCGCCGUUUAGAAGGAGAUGUCAAAGGAGAGCCGUUGUCCACAGAGCAACUCAGUUUUGUUCAUUGUGUAUUGGAAGCAUUUGUUGACUGUUACCCUGAUAGUCAAGCACCUGAUGUGUUACUGAACUCAUUGGUGAUUCCAGAUUCAUUUGGGGUUCUGACACCUGCUAGAAACCUCGUCUAUAACGAUGCACCCUGGAUGAAUGCUAAUCCCACUUCAAAGAAUUUUAUUCAUCUCAGUAUUGGCAAUGAACUGGCUAAUAGGCUUGGUGUACGAUCUCUUCGUGGAUCAUCAUUGCUGGAUGAUGAGUUAAUGAGGAAUUUGCCCUGCAUGGAAUAUGCUAAAAUAAGUGAGCUGUUGGCUUUGUAUGGUGAGAGCGACUUUCUUUUGUUUGACCUUAUAGAGCUAGCAGACUAUUGCAAUGCAAAGAAAGUGCAUCUGAUUUAUGACAAAAGAGAACAUCCGAAACAGUCCUUACUGCAGCAGAGUCUAGGUGACCUCCAGGGUUCUUCAUUGACAGUGGUCUUGGAAGGAACCAUAUUGAACCGAGAAGAAGUUUGCAGCUUCCAACUUCCUCCUCCCUGGAAAUUGAGAGGGAACAUCCUUAACUAUGGCUUGGGACUUCUUAGUAGUUACUUUGUUUGUGAUACAUUGACUAUUCUUUCUGGUGGUUACUUUUACAUUUUUGACCCCUUGGGCUUGACUGGUGAUGCGACUUCCACUGCUACCUCAUCCGCAAGAUACUUCUCUUUGUUAGGAAAUGAUUUGGUCGAGAGGUUUCAUGAUCAGUUCCUCCCAAUGCGUGUUACACAGGAUGCUUCUUUAUGUACUGCAAACUCCACGAUUAUUCGAAUGCCGUUAUCAUCAAAAUGCCUCAAAGAACUUGAAGCAGGUUGCAAUAUAGUACAACAGGUUUUUGACCGAUUUACACAGAAUCCGUCCAGUACUCUCCUGUUCUUGAGGUCAAUCAUUCAGGUAUCUUUAUCAACAUGGGAGGAUGGGGCCUCUCAGUCAACUCUGAAUUAUUCUGUACUUGUUGACCCAUCUGUUGCUUCUUUGAGGAACCCAUUUUCGGAAAAGAAAUGGAGAAAGUUUCAAAUAUCCAGAAUAUUUUCAAGUACAAGUGCAGCUAUCAAAAUGCAAGCUAUAGAUGUGCACGUAAUUGAGAGUGGCUGCAGUUAUAUUGACAAAUGGUUUGUUGCCCUUUCCCUUGGAUCAGGUCAAACACGAAACAUGGCUCUUGACAGGCGGUAUCUUGCCUAUAACCUAACCCCUGUUGCUGGAGUAGCAGCGCACAUAGCUCGGAAUGGAGUAUCGACCAAUAUACAUCCAUCCAGUUGUAUAUUAUCUCCCUUACCACUAUCUGGGUUUAUAAGCAUGCCAGUCACAACUUUGGGGCAUUUCAUUGUGAGGCACAGUGGUGGGCGCUAUAUUUUUGGCAGUACACGUGAUGCAUCUCUGCCAGAACUUAAAGAGGACAGGGACAGGUUGGUUGAAGCGUGGAAUAAGGAACUUAUGUUAUGUGUGCGUGAUUCAUAUGUUGAGAUGGUUCUAGAAUUUCAAAAGCUUAAAACGGACCCUCUAUCUUCUGCUAUCGAACCAAGGUCUGCACAAUCUGUGGGUGCUAUAUUACAGACAUAUGGUGAUAGGGUAUACUCUUUUUGGCCAAGAUCGAAGCAGAAUCCAACUUCGUUCACGGGGCGUGGUUCUACUGGAACAAAUAUGGAUUCACCAAGGGCAUCUAAAGAAGAUUGGCAAUCCUUAAUAGAGCAAGUGAUAAGGCCUUUCUAUGUACGGUUAGCUGAUCUUCCUGUUUGGCAACUUUACCAUGGAAAUCUUGUUAAAGUGGAUGAGGGUAUGUUCUUAGCUGACUCAGGAAAUGGAGAUGACUAUAAUCUCCCAUGUGAUAGUGUUUGUAGUUUUAUUAAAGAGCGAUAUCCUGUUUUUUCUGUGCCAUGGGAGUUGGUUAGUGAGAUUCAGGCAGUUGGAGUUACCAUAAGAGAGAUUAGACCUAAAAUGAUUCGGGAACUACUAAAAGCUUCUCCAUCCAUUUUACUUAGAUCCAUUGAAACAUAUAUAGAUGUUCUUGAAUAUUGCUUCUCAGAUAUGGACCCUUACCGCUUCUCGGAUGAUCCACCUGAUGAAUCACAAGUUAACAGGCAACAUGUUGGAACAACAAAUUCUUCUAGAUCGCAUUCUAUGCCUUCUUCGAGCAGCACACUGUCUUACCAAUCAAGUACUCAGAUGGCAGGUACUUCUGGAGGUGAUGCACUUGAAAUUAUGACAUACUUUGGAAAAGCCCUAUAUGACUUUGGUAGGGGGGUUGUUGAGGAUAUCAGCAAAACCAAUGGUCCAGCAUUCCACAGGACUCAAGCUGCUGAAACUAAUGUGUUGUCGUCCAUCAUUUCUGAGCUUAAAGGUGUUCCAUUUCCAACAUCAACAAUGCGUCUAACAAAGUUGGGAAUGGCUGAACUCUGGAUAGCCAAUGAGCAGCAGCAGCUAUUGAUGAGCCCUUUGCUGGAUCACUUUAUCCACUAUAAAUGCCUGGAAAAACCCUUCUUGGCUCUGCUGCUUUCCACUCAGGUUAUCCAUAGGCCUCUGAAACUGAGGUGUUUUUCUCCCCACUUAUUAGCAGGUUAUUUGAAGCACAUACUUGAUGAGCGUUGGAUACGGAUUGCACUUGAGAACAAAUCCUCAUGGAUUCCUUGGGACAAUGAUGCUGAAUCAUCAAUUACUCCAACUCCCAAAUGGAUUAGAAGCUUCUGGGAAAAUUUCAGUUCCUUGAACGGUGACCUUUCUCUUUUGUCUGAUUGGCCCUUGAUUCCUGCUUAUCUGGACAAGCCGGUUCUCUGUCGUGUGAAGGAACGCCAUCUAAUAUUUGUGCCACCAAUUAGUGAUUCACCAGACCCUCCUGGAGAUGAUGUAGCUGGACAGCUUGAUACACCGGACUCCCCCAGAGACAGUACUAGAGAAGCAGAACAGAAUGAAGUGCUUGAUACUGCAUUUAGGUCAAUGAACUCAGAAUUUCCAUGGUUAACUUCUCUGCUUAACCAGUUGAAUGUACCAAUUUUUGAUCCCUCCUUCCCAGAGUGUGGUGCAAUAUGCAAUUUAUUUCCUCCAAAUGGUCGUACUCUUGGACAGGCAAUUGUUUCUAAGUUGGUUGCAGCAAAAAAUGCAGCACAUCUACCUUCGCCACUUAGCCUGUCAAGUGAAGACUGCGAUAGACUAUUUGGGUUAUUUGUUUCGGAGUUCAGAUUAGCUAACAGCCACUUGUAUCAGAGAGAAGAAUUGGAUGUCUUGAGAACACUUCCAAUCUAUAAGACAGUUACAGGAACAUACACCAGUCUGUUAGGGUCCGAUCAUUGCAUUCUUUCUCCUACAGCAUUCUUUCACCCUAGUGAUGCCCGGUGCCUUUCUUGCUCAUCAAAUGCACAUUUGUUUCUUCAGGCUUUGGGGGUUGAACGACUAAAUGAUCAUGAAAUACUAGUGAAGUUUGCGUUGCCUGGAUUUGGAAAUAAAACAGCUCAAGAGCAGGAAGACAUUUUGACCUACUUGUAUGCUAACUGGAAAGAUCUUCAACUGAACUCUGCUGUAGUAGAAACCUUGAAGGAGACUAACUUUGUGGCAAAUGCAAAUGAAUUUUGUAAAGAGUUUUUCAAACCUGAGGAAUUACUUGACCCUUCGGAUGCUCUGUUGACUUCUGUGUUUUCUGGGGAGAGAAAUAAGUUCCCUGCUGAAAGGUUCAUGUCAGAUGGUUGGCUUGUUAUACUCAGAAAAGCAGGCCUUAGGACAUCCACAGAGGCUGAUAUGAUAGUACAGUGUGCAAGAAAAAUAGAAACCAUGGGACAUGAUAUUAUGUUGUCUUUAGAAGAUGCUGAUGACUUCGAGGCAGAUUUCACAGACAGCAAAAAUGAAAUCCCUUUUGAGAUAUGGUCUCUGGCAGAAUCUGUAGUAAAUGUGCUUUUUGCAAAUUUUGCUACUUUGUAUGACAGUGCUUUUUGUGAAAAGAUUGGAAAAAUUGCAUUUGUGCCUGCUGAAAAAGGUUUUCCAAGUAUUGGUGGUAAGAGAGGUGGUCGAAGGGUACUUGCCUCAUACAACGAAGCUAUCUUAUUAAAAGACUGGCCAUUAGCAUGGAGUUCUGCUCCAAUUCUUACCAAACAAACAAUUGUUCCUCCCGAGUAUUCUUGGGGAGCAUUUCGGCUUAGGAGUCCACCUGCCUUCAGUACAGUUUUUAGGCACUUACAGAUUGUUGGUAGAGGCAAUGGUGAGGACACAUUAGCACACUGGCCAACCUCAGCAGUGAUAAUGACGGUGGAAGAUGCCUUUCUACAGGUCUUGCAAUACUUGGAUAAAAUAUGGGGAACAAUAUCUUCUUCAGAAAAAAUAGAACUGGAGAAACUGGCAUUUAUACCAGUUGCAAAUGGUACUCGAUUGGUCCCAGUGAAGUCACUUUUUGCUCGUCUGACAAUUAACAUGUCACCUUUUGCUUUUGAGCUUCCAAGUCGGUAUCUUCCAUUUGUUUCCCUUCUUAGAGAGAUUGGAAUGCAGGAAAGCCUUACAAACUCCUAUGCAAGAGAACUUCUUUUGGAUAUCCAAAAGGCAUGUGGCUACCAGCGCUUGAACCCAAAUGAACUCCGUGCGGUUAUGGAAAUAUUGGACUUCAUGUGCAAUGGAAUCAACCAAAGUAUCACAGAUGGAUCAGAUGAUCUUUUCGAUUCAGUAAUACCAGAUGAUGGCUGCAGGCUGGUCACUGCUGCAUCAUGUGUGUAUGUUGACCCAUAUGGUUCUCAUUUACUGAAUAACAUAAAUACAUCAAGGCUAAGAUUCACCCAUCCAGACCUUCCUCAGAAUAUCUGCAAGGCCUUGGGCAUCAAAAAGCUCUCUGAUGUCAUUGUGGAGGAACUUGAUGGAAAAGAAGAAAUUAAAGUUGUCGAUAGCAUUCACUCAGUUACUCUAGACAGAAUAAAAGAGAAGCUGCGUAGUAAAUCUUUGCAUAAUGCAUUUAGGAUUGUGAUGAUCAGCGUAACCAAUCAUUUCCCUUCAUUUGAAGCCCUUGCUUUGGUCCAGAUAGAACAGAUACUAGAGGAUAUUUCACAGAAUCUGCAACUGGUUCAAUGCCUCCAUACUCGCUUUCUCUUACUUCCCAAUCUCCAAGAUGUUACAAGAACCAUCCAGCAUCCUUCUAUUCAUGAAUGGUCAAGCAAUGGAAUGCACAGAAGCAUUUGUUUCGUCAACAAAGCUACGGGUUAUAUUCUAGUCGCAGAGCCCCCAAGUUUUUUGACAAUAUAUGACGUUAUCGCAAUUGUUGUUAGUCACAGGUUAGGGGCACCAAUGAUCCUGCCUAUCGCCUCACUGUUUGCAUGCCCAGAUGGUUCAGAGAAAGAAGUCCUUCAAAUUCUUCACCUGGGUUCAGAUGUUGGAGUUUCAAAACGUGAAGGGAGGUAUGACGCUUCCCUUGGAGCAGAGUUGUUAUCUCAAGAUGCUCGGCAGGUGCAAUUCCUUCCAUUAAGACCAUUCUAUAGUGGUGAAAUUGUGGCAUGGAAGACAGGAAAAGAGGGGGAAAAGCUCAGGUAUGGUAGGGUCCCUGAAGAUGUAAGGCCCUCAGCUGGCCAAGCACUUUACAGAUUUCCAGUAGAGACAGCUCCUGGCGAGACUCGCAUGCUGCUUUCCAGUCAUGUUUACUCAUUUAAAAGUGUUUCAAUGGCUGAUUUCCUAUCUGCACCUUCCCAAGUGAAUGGUGGUGUGGCAUUAGGUGGGCAAGAGAACCUCUUAGCCACCAACAGUGGCACUGAAGUCACCAAGGAUGCGGAUGCUGGGCUUCAAUAUGGAAAAGUAUCUUCCACUGAGCUGGUACAAGCGGUCCAUGAUAUGCUUUCGGCUGCAGGAGUAAGGAUGGAUGCAGAGAAGGAAACACUUUUUGAGGCUACUCUUUCCUUGCAAGAUCAGCUUAAAGAAUCUCAAGUUGCUCUCUUGGUAGAGCAGGAGAAGGCCGAAGCAGCUGUAAGAGAAGCUGAUGUCGCCAAAGCAGCAUGGUCAUGCCGUAUCUGCCUGAAUGCUGAGUGGGACAGUCGAGGUGGCCCUUUGGUAGUCCGGUAG
This is a messenger RNA of Miscanthus lutarioriparius, 14148 nucleotides long. The record is from the annotation of a GenBank genome assembly. NCBI's taxonomy places the organism in Eukaryota, Viridiplantae, Streptophyta, Magnoliopsida, Poales, Poaceae.